CGGGGUCAGUGGACGGCCGGAGUGAAGUCCCGCCCUAUCCCCGCCCCGCCCGUUCACCCGUCCCCACAACCACUCCCUCUGCUGGUGACGGCAGUGCAGUCCGAGGCCAAGUCCAAGCAGAGCUGAGGCCAAGUCCAAGCAGAGCUGAGCCCAAGGCCUAGGCCCAGUGUAGGACAGCCCGAGACCCUGGGGUGGCGGGAAGUGGCCCAGAUCAGGGCAACCUGAGCCCGAGGCCCAGCCCAGGAGAGCCCGAGGCCCAGACCAGCCCAGGAGAGCCCGAGGCCCGGCCCAGACCAGCCCAGGAGAGCCCGAGGCCCGGCCCAGACCAGCCCAGGAGAGCCCAGCCUCCGGGCCGGCGGGGAGCCGACCCACGAUGGUGCUGCUGACGAUGAUCGCCCGGGUGGCCGACGGCCUGCCGCUCGCCGCCUCCAUGCAAGAGGAUGAGCAGUCUGGACGAGAUCUGCAACUCUAUCAGAGCCAGGCCAAACAGCUGUUCCGCAAGCUUAAUGAGCAGUCACCCACUCGGUGUACGUUGCAAGCAGGAUCUAUGUCCUUCCAUUAUGUGAUAGAGAAAGGUGUCUGCUAUCUGGUUUUAUGCGAUGCAGCAUAUUCAAAAAAAUUGGCUUUUGCAUAUCUUGAAGACCUGCAGGCAGAAUUUGAUGAACAGCAUGGAAAGAAGGUCCCAACAGUCUCUCGCCCUUACUCUUUCAUUGAAUUUGACACAUACAUUCAAAAAACAAAGAAAUCCUACAUCGACAGCAGAGCACGGAGAAACCUCGGCUCCAUAAACACAGAGCUGCAGGAUGUGCAGAGAAUAAUGGUGGCGAAUAUUGAAGAGGUGUUGCAGCGAGGAGAAGCACUUUCAGCUUUGGACAGCAAAGCCAGUGGUCUUUCCAGCCUGUCGAAGAAGUACCGACAAGAUGCCAAGUACUUGAACAUGCGUUCGACAUAUGCCAAGCUGGCAGCUGUUGCCGUCUUUGCGGUCAUGCUGAUAGUUUACGUGCGGUUCUGGUGGCUCUGAAACUGGCUGAAUGUAGAGUGGGGCAUGUUGAUUUGUGCUGACUGCACGCAAAUUCUGAGAGUUCCUGGAGUACAUCCACACUUUUCCUGAAGCCUGAAGUUUGUUGCCAGUUAGUCUGGAUAUAGAGCCGUCUCCCUCUUGUAGUUACUGUGGUCUGAUGGGCCUUCACUAUGUGGCACCAUUAAACUAUAUUUACCAACCACCAUAUUGAACUGAAGAACCCCUUUUCUUUCCACUCCUUUGGAAUGUGCAUUCUAACAUCUCAAAUUCUAAAGAAUAAUAAAUGUUAAUUUUAUUUUCUGAAUCAUUAUGAAGAGUGGAAAUAUUGAAAAAUGUAGUUGCAAAAUCUUCUGUAGAGAGAAUGAUCUUCUGUGAUAUGUCAGUCCAAUGGUUAUGUGUGGACCUGAGCAACCCAGUUGAGUGAAAGAUAACAUACUUUCAUGUAAUUGUGUAGAAAUUGAUCUCGCUCGUACAUUGAAUAAAAUCACAUACCAUCAGAACGGUUUUAUCCGUUACCGAGACAUGCAA
Messenger RNA from Pristis pectinata (smalltooth sawfish), 1549 nucleotides. Its product is annotated as vesicle-trafficking protein SEC22b. Lineage: Eukaryota; Metazoa; Chordata; Chondrichthyes; Rhinopristiformes; Pristidae. The record is from RefSeq and is a predicted model, not a curated record. Gene Ontology annotation, cellular component: ER to Golgi transport vesicle membrane; endoplasmic reticulum-Golgi intermediate compartment; SNARE complex. The transcript is spliced from 5 exons. Bases 374 to 1021 code for a protein of 215 amino acids. Gene Ontology annotation, molecular function: SNAP receptor activity. Gene Ontology annotation, biological process: endoplasmic reticulum to Golgi vesicle-mediated transport; vesicle fusion with Golgi apparatus; retrograde vesicle-mediated transport, Golgi to endoplasmic reticulum.